AUGGGAAGGGUCCGCAACCUAGUCAUUGCUAGAAUCACAUACGACCAUUUAAGUAGCCUCAUAACACACUUUGUUGCAUAUUUGCACAACCUAAAUACCGAAGAGGACAGACAAAGGUUACUACAGGAACGCUGGGAAAUUUUUCUGCUUGAGUGGUUUCCAAUUAGAGAAGGCUACGAUAUCUCAGUCAUGAGAGACUCCGAAACCUACGGUAUGCAAAUUGACAUAGUCACAGUAACACAUGAGAUUUCCCAUUUGACGUUCCAUAUUGUUGCUGGCGAAUUUGAUAGUCAGCAUCGUGAUCCUCAACUGCAUUUCUUGGAAGACAGAGUACGCCUGAUUAUACCACCGAUCACUAGCCGCUCAGGCUUUCGAACCUAUUAUCCCUGGGGAGCAACUUUGGUCGACAAUACAAUGACGUUCUACCGAAGAUAUGGCAAUGAUAACUACCUGUCGGAUGAGAGCUUCGAAGGCGAGAGGUCGUCUGAUAUCAGUGACCUAGAAACGCCAAUGGAAAUGAUAAUGGGAGACUUCGAGUCAACAAUGAACUCUGCCUUUCCCACUUUGGCUGAUCUUAUAACCGACUCUUCACCAAGCCCACAUGUUAACGGUGCUAGUAACAGUGAUGAAAAUGGCACUGGUUCAUGGCCAUCCGUGGACACAAUACCAUUAGCCGAGUUUAACAACCGGUCAGAAGCUACACGAACAAACGGUGAAUUCUACUAUCAUUACAAUUCAUCAGAAAGUUCUGAAGAAAAGUAA
Molecule: messenger RNA, 762 nt
Organism: Aspergillus niger
Lineage: Eukaryota; Fungi; Ascomycota; Eurotiomycetes; Eurotiales; Aspergillaceae
Exons: 2
Coding region: 1-762 (253 amino acids)
Source: RefSeq, a predicted model, not a curated record